AUGGCUGAACCAAAAGACAUUGAGCCUAUACCAUCUAGCGCUCCUGAUCCGGAAGAUGUUUCUGUUCAACUUGAAGAGGAUGAAAACACGCCAACGGAAGAGGAACUUGCAACUUUGAGGAAGGUGGCGGGUAAACUGCCAUGGUCUGCCUUCCUCGUUGCGGUUGUUGAACUGUGCGAGCGAUUCGCGUACUAUGGUUUGAAUGGACCUUUUCAGAAUUAUAUGCAACGCCCUUACAAAGACCCAAGUGGAGUUCCUGGAGCCAUAGGACUUGGUCAGUCUAGAGCAACAGGUUUGAGCAGCUUCUUCCAGUUUUGGUGCUAUGUGACCCCAAUCAUUGGUGCUGUCAUUGCCGAUCAAUAUAUGGGAAAAUACAACACUAUCGUUAUCUUUGCUCUAGUUUAUAUCGCAGGACUCAUCGUUCUGUUCUGCACCUCACUUCCUAUUGCCAUCGAGCAUGGAGCAUCCCUAGGCGGCUUGAUCGCAGCGAUGAUCAUUAUUGGCCUGGGUACCGGCGGAAUCAAGUCAAAUAUCUCUCCCCUUAUUGCCGAGCAAGUGAAGAAGAGGAAACCUGAAAUCAAGACCUUGAAGUCUGGGGAGAGAGUUAUUGUCGAUCCCGCGCGUACCGUGGAGCGUGUCUACAUGGUAUUCUAUAUGUGCAUCAAUACUGGAUCACUGGCUGCAAUUGCAACAACUGAACUGGAAUUGCACAUUGGAUUCUGGGCUGCUUUCUUACUUCCCUUAUGCAUGUUCCUCGUUGGAUUUACAGUGCUUAUUGUGGGAAGGAAACUUUACGUUGUUCGGCCACCAAAGGGUUCGAUCUACCCUCGCGCUCUAAGGGUAAUGUAUAUUGGCCUAAAGAACAGAGGAAACCUAGAAGCUGCAAAAAGCUCUUACCAACGAACCCAUGGAGGACACAUAUACCCUUGGGAUGACCAAUUCGUGGAUGAGAUAAAGCGAGCCUUGGUAGCUUGCCGGGUAUUCAUUUAUUUCCCUAUCUACUGGGUUUGCUAUCAGCAGAUGGUAAAUAAUUUUGUCUCCCAGGCAGCAACCAUGCAGCUCCAUGGUAUCCCCAACGACAUCAUGCAGAAUAUUAACCCGUUAGCAAUCAUAAUAUUCAUCCCGAUAUGCGAUAGAAUUGUCUACCCACUGUUGCGCAAAAAUGGCAUCAAGUUUAAGCCCAUCACUCGAAUUACUACGGGGUUCUUCUUCGCCUCCUUCGCAAUGGCAUAUGCUGCGAUUGUGCAACAUCUCAUUUACAGCAGCCCACCAUGUUAUAACAACCCCAUGAAAUGCGCUGCCAGCAUGGGUGGGAAACUGCCCAACCAAAUCCAUGUUGCCGUCCAAUCUCCCGCAUAUCUCAUGAUCGGGCUCUCGGAGAUUUUUGCUAGUAUCACUGGCUUGGAAUACGCAUACACAAAGGCGCCGCCCUCGAUGAAAUCGUUCGUCAUGGCCAUGUUCUUACUCACUUCUGCGUUUGGAGCUGCUCUUGGCAUUGCCAUAUCCCCUGUCGCAAAAGACCCUAACCUUGUGUGGAUGUAUACCGGGUUGUCCUCUGCGUCGGCAGUAGCUGGUGUUAUCUUCUGGAUUCUCUACAGUCGCUAUAACUCCACGGAAGAAGAGAUGAAUGCCCUGGAAGAAAAGGAAUCGACUGAAGAUAGGCCUGUUGCCGCAAACGAAACCUCCAUAAUCUGA
Microsporum canis CBS 113480 is the source of this 1695-nucleotide messenger RNA. Its product is annotated as di/tri peptide transporter 2. Gene Ontology annotation, cellular component: fungal-type vacuole; plasma membrane. Gene Ontology annotation, biological process: oligopeptide transport; transmembrane transport. Gene Ontology annotation, molecular function: tripeptide transmembrane transporter activity; dipeptide transmembrane transporter activity. Lineage: Eukaryota; Fungi; Ascomycota; Eurotiomycetes; Onygenales; Arthrodermataceae. Bases 1 to 1695 code for a protein of 564 amino acids. The record is from RefSeq and is a predicted model, not a curated record. The transcript is spliced from 8 exons.